This is a messenger RNA of Thunnus maccoyii (southern bluefin tuna), 4867 nucleotides long. It is a transcript of the gene vps54, whose product is annotated as VPS54 subunit of GARP complex. Gene Ontology annotation, biological process: Golgi to vacuole transport; retrograde transport, endosome to Golgi. Gene Ontology annotation, cellular component: GARP complex. Lineage: Eukaryota; Metazoa; Chordata; Actinopteri; Scombriformes; Scombridae. The record is from RefSeq and is a predicted model, not a curated record. The transcript has 23 exons. Gene Ontology annotation, molecular function: syntaxin binding. The coding region runs from base 218 to 3142 and encodes 974 amino acids.
UUCGUGUCCACUGACCAGAAAAACGGCCCGAGCAACCCGCCGCUGCCCCGCCUCCUCCUGCGGUGCAUGAUGGUCGGUGUACCGGGUGUAUCUGCUGCCGUGGACUCUGUUGUUUUCCUCCCGGUUCCUCCGCUGUUUCUGUGAUGGUGAAGAGGAGAAACAACGGCCGCUGUGUUUCAGACGACAGCUAGCCUCCUGGGAGGCGAGUCCCAAUGCCAUGGCCUCCAGCCACAGCUCCUCCCCAGUGCCUCGUCCCAGUGGUGGAGGCCGAGGUGGGAUCUACCACAAGGAGCGGGAACCCUCCUCCCCUCGCUGCCGGCCUGUUCGCUCCCUGCCUGACGUCUGCCCCAAGGAGCCCACCGGUGAGGGGCGGGGCCUGUGCGACGGGCCGUCGGUGGUGGCGGAGCACGACAGGUGGACGGUGUACAGCUCGAAGGUCAACCUCCCCGCCGCGUUAAACGACCCGCGCCUCGCCAAGCGGGAGUCUGACUUUUUUACCAAAACAUGGGGCCUGGACUUCGCAGAGACGGAGGUGAUGCCCUCGUUCUACCUCCCCAACAUCACCAGGGAACACUUCGGGCCCUACCUGCAGGAGACAGCUCAGAGGGAAAGAAUUCACGAACGCUGCAAGACGAUCUGUCCCAACAAAGACGACGUGGACGCCGUCUCCAGUAUCACCACCAACCACGAUAAAUCCAGAGCUGAGCUGGAACAAGUCCCGAAGAUCUUCAUGAAGCCUGAGUUCGCUCUGGAGGAUCCGGCCACCUUCAACGCCGUGCUGCCCUGGUCGCACUUCAACAGCGCUGGAGGGAAGAGCAGCAGAGAUGUGGCUUCCUCCAAACUGCUGCAGGAGAAGCUGAGUCACUACCUGGACGUGGUGGAGGUCAGCAUCGCCCGGCAGAUCUCGCUGCGCUCCGAGGCGUUUUUUCACGCCAUGUCGUCCCAGCACGAGCUGCAGGACCGUCUGCAGGAGACGCAGCGGGCCGUGGCCGUCCUGCGGGGCCGGACCGCCGCCAUAGACCGGGUCAUGUGUCAGGGGCCUUUACGGGCCCUCCGCACCGCCCUGACGCGCAACAACUGCGUGAAGCUGCACAACAAGCUGAAGCUGAUGGCGGCGGUGCACCAGACGCAGCCCACCGUGCAGCUGCUGCUCUCCACCUCCGAGUUCGUCGGAGCGCUGGAGCUCAUCGCCACCACCAAGGAGGUGCUGCAGCAGGAGCUGCAGGGGAUCCACAGCUUCAGACAUCUGGGCUCCCAGCUGUGCGAGCUGGAGAAGCUGAUCGAUAAGAUGAUGGUGGAGGACUUCAGCAUGUACGCGCGGAGCGACCUGAACCGCAGCCUGAAGGACGAGCCGCAGGUCCUGGAGAAGGAGCGUCUGGCGUCGCUGGUGUUCGGUCUGCUGCGGCAGAGGAAGCUGGACUUUCUGGAUAUUUACAGCGAUGAGAUGAUCAUGGCUGCCAAGGCCAUCGUCGCUCAGUGUGUUGCAGAAAGUGUUUUGCACAUAGAAGAAAUAGACACUGAAGUCGUCACUAAGCUAGCUGACCAGAUGCGUCUGAUGACCUUCCCUCAGUGGUUUGAGCUGCUGAAGAGCGUCUUUGACAGUUUCCUUCUCUUCCUGCAGAGGAUCAAGGCCACUCUAAACGUGAUCAGGAACGUGGUUCUGGAGGUUCUGGACUCGUACCAGAAGAACCGGCUCCUGGAGGAGGCCAGUUCAGAGCCUGCGGGUCAGGAGUCCUCCAACGUCCAGCAGCUGCUGCAGGGGGAGGCCGAGCUGGCCUACCUCACCCACGAGGGUCUGUUCAUCAGCGACGCUCUGAGCGAAGCCCAGCAGCAGCAGCAGGCGGCGGUCCAGGAUCAGAACUCUGUGACGGGCUCCAGGAUCCAACAGGGCCGGGCGGAACCGGACUCUGGGACCAGAGAGUCUGCCAGCAGGGAGCAGAGCUUCAUGUCCGGUGAGAACAUGAUGCCGUCUGAGCUGGAACUGAACCGGGUCCUCAACAACAUCCAGGAGCUGCUGUACACGGCGUCCGACGUCAGCCACGACCGCUGCGUCAAAGUGCUCACAGCUAGAGCCAAGGACGGCUCUCUGGAGCGUCUGAGCUCGGCGGAGUUCGUGUGUCUCUCGCAGGCGGUGGACGGUUUCAUCAAGGACACGGAGGAGCUGUGCGGCAGACGCAGCGUCUCCCUGAGGGGGGCGCUGCAGAGCCAGGCCAACCGCUUCGUCCACCGCUUCCACGAAGAACGCAAAACCAAGCUCAGUCUUCUCCUGGAUAACGAGCGCUGGAAGCAGGCGGAGGUUCCUGCUGAGUUUCAGGAUCUGGUGAACUCCAUCGCUGACGGCAGAAUCACGCUACCAGAGCGCAAAACGCCAGGUCCAGACGACAGGAAGCCGACUGACUUUCUGCUGGUUAACGGGCAGAAAUACGCCGUCGUCGGCACGGUUCUGCUGCUGAUCCGGAUCUUUCUGGAAUACUGUCAGUGUGUCACCGACAUCCCAUCCAUCGCCACCGACAUGCUGACACGUCUGUCGGACCUCCUCAAGCACUUCAACUCUCGGAGCUGCCAGCUGGUUCUGGGAGCCGGAGCUCUGCAGGUCGUCGGCCUCAAGACCAUCACCACCAAAAACCUGGCAUUAGCGUCCCGCUGCCUGCAGCUGGUCGUUCUCUACAUUCCCGUCAUCAGAGCUCAUUUUGAGACCAAACUGCAGCCCAAACAGUUCAGCGUCCUCAGACACUUCGACCACAUCACCAAGGACUACAAUGAUCACAUAGCAGAGAUCUCAGCUAAACUGGUGGCCAUCAUGGACAGUCUGUUUGAGAAGGUUUUAUCAAAGUAUGAGGUGAAAGCUCCGAUGCCUUCGGCCUGCUUCAGAAACGUCUGUAAGCAGAUGGCGAAGAUGCACGAAGCCAUCAACGAACUUUUACCUGAAGAACAGACGCUGAUGUUAUUUCUGAGGAUCAACGCCAGUUUUAAAAUGCACCUGAAAAGGCAGCUGGCUCGACUCGGGGUGGUCAACGACGGAGGACCGCAGCACGGGUUGGUGGUGGUGGACGUGGCGUUCUACACGGAGAACAUCCAGGCGCUGAAGAGCCUCGAGCGGCUCGACCUCAACAUGGCCGAGAUCUGGGAGCAGAAGAGGUGAUGGAGGACGGUGUCGGGACGUCCAGGACCGACCGAACGACCGACCCGGCGACGGGUGGCCGAACUCGGGGCCCGGCGGCGGCGGCGGCGGGGGCCGGCUGAGGGUGGAGGAGGCCCGGAGGGACCAAUAAAAAAAACAAAAAAAACCCAACAAAACCUACAAGAGGGAAGAAGAGCAGCGACAUGCUGGGGGGGGCUUCCUGAACAGCUCCACCUUAAAAGACAAGUAACACACAGAGCCUCCUUAAAAACUGCCGCCACCUCGUCUCACUGUGUGCAAUUCAACAGGAACACUAGUAAAUUAUUAGACAGUUUUAGAGGGAGCUGCAGGGUGUAGAUAAUGUUUAAGAAAUGGUGGGGUAAUUUAUUUUUCUGUCGUCUUGGAAGCAUUCUAUACUGUGGCGGACUUUUUCUCCGGCCGGCAGCCACGAUGGAGCCGAAGGGACGAGAUUUUUUUUAUCAUCAACGCACACGGCAGCCGACUUUUUCUGUCUCUGAUUUCGUGGAUGUGAGCGACAAAGCUGUGGAAGAUUCAGGGUCGAAGCUUCUUCGCUCUGAAAGAAUCAACCCCGAAGUUCCUUCUUGGUGUUUUCCGAACUUUUCCCCCCCGAAACCUCGUUGAUCAGCAGGUUUCGGUUGCGUCCGCUGUGGUGAAGGUUAACGUACUAAAAACGUCACAAGGGAUUCUUAAAUUUUUUUAUACUCGAGACAAGAUUAUUUUCCCAGACUUCCUGGGAAUCCAGACUGUUUGAGACCUUACUGGAAACGUGUAAUUGAAGAGUUAAUUUCCUGAACAUUUUUAAAUAUCCAGACUGUGAAAGCGUCACAACUCUCAGCUACAUCGUCGUUACCAAAGUGAAACACUUUCUAAUGCGAGGAAUUAAACUCUUCAAUCGCACCUUUUUUGUUGUUUUUCUUAAACAGUCCAAUCAUGCAUCCGGUUUUCUUCUGUCGUCAUGGUGAUCCAGUGGCGAAGGAGAAGUAGAUUUUUUUUUUUUUUUAUAUAUAUAUAUAUAAAUGUAGUUAUUUGAUGAGUGCAGGACAUGAAGCAUGAAGCUGUUAACUGGACCUUUAUCCCCCUUCUUCUUGUUUUUAAUUUAAUCUGCAUGAACAGAAGCUUUUUGUUUCCUCAGAGGCUGAAACGACAGAACGGAACAGAAAAUCAGAUUUAUUUUUUAAUUUCUUAAUUGGAUCUUCUUGCCUUUUUUUUUUUUUUUUUUUUUUUUAAAUGAGGGCUGCAGAAAGUGAAAUUUUUACUUGGAUUCAGACUCUUCUGGUUUGUUCAAAGUAAAAAUCCUCCUUCAGACAGGAAGUGAUAAAACUCACAUAAAGCAGACGAGCUCAGACGUGAGGCAGAAGUCGUCGCUCCUUAACAGCUACUAAAGUCCAUUUGUUUGUGUUCAGGCAGUUAUUGGGUCUCAGCUGAUUUACAUCACAUGACUAAACUAAACCAACCAAGGUGCUGUUGCUUUAAACGUUCAGAUGUCAAUCACGUUCUGCUAAUUCCUUUCAAAUCAAUCAGCGUAAAAAACACAAUAAGCAUAUUUAAACAUGCUUAUUUAAACAAAAGUUAUAAUUGUCUCAAGUAUUAUUGGACUGUUUUUUGGGGCCGCAACUAAUGAUUAUUAUAUAAAGCUCUUAAAAAGCCUCCGUACACUACCUGCUCAGCACCAAACAACAGACACAGUUAGCUGUAGACUAGCUGGUGAACAGAGUGGAGCAUUUA